UAGCGCUGGCCACACUAGGCUCGAAAAACCAUCACAAAAACAUGAAAACUUAGCCAUUCGAAAGCGAACAAAAACCGACUUUUCUACACCUUGUCAACCCCAAAUCGCGUUCGUACUCGCAACGUAAGAUGCUCCACAAGGAGUGCGCCGCCUAGCGAGGACCGGAGCGCGUGCAACAUGUGAGAUCGGCCCGCUGGGCGAUUCGUCAAAUUGCGUCGUGUUACAAAACUUUGGCCCUGGCCAAAUUGCCAACAACAACUCGGGCAUGAUGGCUAGUGCAGCGGCUGACUCGGCAGGCGUGAGUCAGGAGGAGGAGGAGCGGGAGUCCUUUGUCAUCUACCACGAUGGCCGGGCCCUGCAGCUCCACUGGCGCGGUGUGCCUCCUCUGACGCGAACGCCCGCAUCUCGUAUCUGCAGCAUUGGCGAUGUGCUGCUCCUGCUGACCACCGACCACGCCCUGUACUCCGCCCAGCUGCAGACGAACCGCAGCUCCCUCGACCUGCAGCUGCUGCGCACGGACGUGGUGGACAUGGACUUUUGCUCCGGCAGCCAGGAGCUGUUCGUGGUGCUCAGCAACGGAUCUGUGCAGCGCCAGCUUAUCACAGCAUCGGGCCGGGAUAUCCAUCACCCGCAUGCCUGGCAAACGCUCAGCUUCGACCCCCUGGAGCUGCUGGCUGAGGGCGUUCGCAUCCAGCGCGUUUGCUGCUCCGCCCAGGGCGUGGUCUUUGUUGGCGCCGGUGGCGAAACCUACGUAAUGGGGACCUGCGGCGAGGUGUUCAAGGCGGAGCAGCAGCCGCGCCACAUGCGUCUCUACGAAGAGGGCAAGGAGCUGCUCGAUCUGGCCGCCGGCAACGAACACUUUGUGAUGCUGGUGGCGCCCUACAACCUGGCCGACGAUGUGCUCCAGCUGCAGGUGGCCAAUCCUCGAGACGAGCCCGAGGACGAUCGGGCCUCUGUGAAGUCGCUGAGCAGCGGAAACUCGGAGCGUAGCUUUGCGGCGAACACGCGGCAUCUUCUGCACCAGGGAUACGCCCUGCUGCACACCCAACUCUUCACGUUCGGCGCUUCAAACAACGGCCUGUUGGGAACCGGAGACCACAUCCGCCGAGCGAAUGUGAUGCGCGUCCAGAAGCUGGACAGCAUGGGCGUGUGCAGCAUUGCGGCUGGGCUCGAGCACACGGUUAGUCGCACUCUGGACGGAAGGCUCUACCACUGGGGUCUGAACAGUCACGCCCAGCUGGGCGAAGACCUGAGCUCGCCCAUGGAGAUCACCAUUGCGGACAACGCCACCUGCCUGCCCAUGGAGCAGAAGUCAGCGCUAGAGGCUACCUGCGGGGACUACCACACGCUGCUGCUGAAUGCCUCCGGCCAGAUACAGUCGCUCCAACCGCCGCCGCCCAUGCGACACCUGCAGCAGUCCAGCACAUAUGCCCAGACGCUGCUCCAGCUGCAGUUGGGAGCGGCCUGGCCGCGACAGCUGCGACUACUCAUGUGCUCCGGUGGAUUCACGCUGCAGAAUCAACGCCAGUUCCAGCGACAGUACCACUACUACCUGAGCCACCUGCAGUCACAGCUGCAGCUGCUGCUCAAGCACCGCCAGGCGGUUCAGACCCUGGAGAUCUGGCAGCGGCAGUCGGCGCUGGAGACACUCAGUGCCCUCGGUCCGCUGCUGGUCAGCUGGGAGCGGAUGCUUUGCCUGCUGGUGGCCACCCUGCACUCCCUGGAGGGAUUCUACCGAGCGGACUUUGUGCAGCCGGCGGAUCUGCUCUUCAUAUGUCACCACAAGGAGUACAUAGACCUCUUUGAUGGCUACACCAAGGCCUAUUGCGAUGUUUUCUCGGUGAAUGGUUUUGGCGAGGCGGUGGCCGCCAUCGCUGGACUCAAUAGCCCGCUGGCCGAGCUCAACGAGGAAAGCUAUGUGACGCGGCUCUUCCAGCAGCCAUUCAGUGUCUACCAGCUGUUUGUCCAGUUCAUGGAGCUGCUAGUGAGGACGCAGCCGGAGUACGGAGAGCAUCGGGUGGCCUGGACUGAGUUUGCGCGGCACAGCUGCAUCAGCCAGGAGCUGGCCGUAAAUACGAGGGAUUUCUGGAGCAGCAAUGACCGCAAUCCCCGAAUCGUUCAGUUCCGCCGGCGCCAGCGAAGGGUGAUCUUAACGUCGGCACUGGUGCCCCUUAAGCUGGUCACCACCGGCAUCAGCAUGUCCAGCAAUAGCUUCAUUUUAUUCUCGGAUUUUCUGUGCCAAGUGGGAGGCAACUCACUGUACUCGUACCCCUUGACCACCUUGUGGGUGUGGACGGAGGGCGAGCUGUGCCUGAGGCUGACCACGCCCGAGAAAAGCUUUCUGGUGGCCACUCGCACCCAGGAGAUGCGCAAGGUGUGGUUAGACCAGCUGCAGUCCAGCAUUGUGGCGUCGCUGGGCAGGCCACUGGGGAGUCCGGUUCCCAGUGCCCGCUCCACAGGCUAUGAAUUCAGCCGGGAGCAUGCGAAAUACUCGCGGGUAAAGGCGUGUGGCACCUGGAGGAAGGGCGUAAUGCACGGGAACUGCUACCUGGAGUAUCCCGAUGGGAGUGUCUACUGCGGAGAGCUGAACCACGGGGUCAUUGAAGGCUAUGGCAAGAUGGUGAUUCCCUCAACGGGCCUGUACGUAGGCCACUUCAAGGGAGGCCGCUUUCACGGCCAUGGCGUCUACGAGAUGCACUGCAAGGAUGCUCCGGAGAGCGAGAUAUACGAGGGCAACUUCUGUGAGGGUCUGUUCCAUGGACAUGGAAUGAUGCGAAACAAUCGAUACAUCUACGUAGGCGAGUACCAAGCCAAUGCCCGCUGCGGCUACGGUGUGCUGGAGGAUCUGGUGAGCGGCGACAAGUACAUGGGCAUGUUUGCGGACAACAAACGAGCGGGCAUCGGCAGCUGCAUAACCAAUCGCGGGGACUACUUCGAGGGCAACUUUGCCGCCGACGAUUUGCUGGGCAACGGAGUGGCUGUCUUCGAGAACGACUACUACUAUGAGGGAGAGCUCACCCUGCAGGGUCCAAGUGGGCGCGGAGAGUACUAUAUGCCCUGCGGAGAAGCGGGAAAUGUUAGUGGGGAGUCAGACGACACCUGCGAGCUGAUAGGAAACAAGAUGUUUGGUCAGCUCAGCGGCAGCUGGGAGACCGUGCGCAUACAGGCCGGGGAGCUGGUCCUGAAUCGGAGGUUUCCCAAGUACCCAAGCUCCCUGGGCCGACAGGUGGUGGAUCACAAUCGCAAGUGGCGCUCGCUGUUCAACAACUUCGAAACGGACCUGGCCAACUGCACGGCCAGCAGCCAUCCCUCCUCUGCUCCUGGAGGCACUCUUAGAAAGUCCUCGAAACCCACGCUCAGCACGGCGCAACUCUGGAACUGCAUUGCCGUGUACAUGAGCAAACAGAGGGCUAGGGAAGGCGCCAAGCCGGGAAACUACUUCAACAACAUCCUGCUUAGUCUGCCGCUGCCGCAAAAAACCUCCUCGCCCUUGGCCAAGGCACGGACCACAACGAACGCUUUAAGCAAGCUGCAAACGGAGGCGGCUUCGGCUCUGGACUUUCUGGGGUUUCCACCGCGUCGCAUUCACUCCCAGGAAACGCUCAUCUCUAAGCCAGGAGGACUCCAGAGGGCCGAUAGCCUGCUCUCGAUGGGACACAACUCAACGCGGGACUUGGACACGAGUAGCCUGGCCAGCUUCCAGCUUGACCAGAGCCUGCUCAACAGUACCUUCAAUAGCGAGGAGUCAACUACUCUGAACGAGAGCUUCGCUAGCCUGGGCCACAACAACAACAACAACAAUGGGAUAUCCAAGCAGAAGAACAGCAGCGAUUGCUCCAUCACCUCGACUGCUUCGACGACGAGUGCCAUGCUGGAUCAAGUGCCCAGCUUUGGCAUGGCCAGCACGCUGACGGAGCAGGACUUGGCCUCCAUACGACUGUACCUGGAGCAGGCCUUUAAGGAUCGACAUCAUCCGCUUUACGCGCUGAACGAGCGCAUUGCCAACUGUUUCCACUACUCCUAUGGCUAUUGGAAGGUCAAGCCCACCCCGAUCCUGGCCAAGCAGGCGAUGCGAGAGUGGGAGUCCAUAUCAAGACGCAUUUACCGAUUUGUGCGCAAGAUGUUCCCCGCUUUGCCGGAGGACUACUGUCACAUGGAGGGCAGCAGGGAGGUGAUAUCGCACAUCACGCUGCUCUAUCCGCUGGUGCUCUCGGAGGGCAUAUACUCCACCCUCUUUGUUCUGUAUGCGAACAAGUAUAGUCGCAAGGACGAGAUGUAUAGGCAGAAUCUGAACCAUGCCGAGAAGCUGAAGGACCAGGAACUCGUGGAACUAAUGGGCCAUGAGAGCUUUCUCCAGACGGUGAUGCUGGAUCCCAAGUUCGAGGAGUCUGUGCAGACGUUGAAGCAACUGCAAGAGAAGUUUAGUCCCCAGGACAUGUUGACUGUGAUACAGCGCAGCACGCAGUUGCUGACCGAGGCCUACGAGCACGCCAUGUCGGCCAAUGCCGCCCAGUUGAAUGCGGACAACAUGAUUCCGCUCACCAUGCUCACCAUGCUGCGCGCUGCGGUUCCCCACUUGGGGGCGGAAUUGGCCCUGCUGGACGAUCUGACGGGCCCCAAUUUCCAGGCCGAGAUGAAUGGUAUGGCGGGCUAUUGCUACACCACCUUAAAGGCGGCCUACGAGUUUGUUACCUUGCGAGCCCUUCAAAAGAAUCCCUGAAGCAGCCUGCUGUAGUAUGUAUUUCCCCCUUGUUUUUGGGGUAGCGACAUAAGUCCGCGCGACAUGUCGCUAUGCCUAUUUCCCCCCUGUUUUUUGUUUACUUGUUAAAAGGAGUGAUUGACUAGGUUGCUCAAGGUUUGGCUAACGUUAUGAAAUCCACAAGAACACCGCUGAAAAAGGUUUCUAGUUGGGCUUGAAUGGAACCACAAUCGUAGGAAUAGUUUAGAGAAGAGAGAGAGCUAAGAUAAGUGAACUGUGAGAUCGUAUAUAAAUCUGUAUAUACUUCAGCGACGAAACUCCCUCAUAGGCUAGCGGGCUGCGAUUAUGUACAGAGGCCAAUAGUGAAUGUGUAUCUAUAUGUAUUUGAAUGUAUCUGUUUUUUUAUAUUCUAAGGCAACAACACAUAACAUUCCGAUUAUUCACCAAACCAAAUAAAUUAUCUUCUGCAUAAA
Drosophila kikkawai is the source of this 5172-nucleotide messenger RNA. It is a transcript of the gene Als2, whose product is annotated as Amyotrophic lateral sclerosis 2. Gene Ontology annotation, molecular function: guanyl-nucleotide exchange factor activity; small GTPase binding. Gene Ontology annotation, biological process: endosomal transport; regulation of GTPase activity. The record is from RefSeq and is a predicted model, not a curated record. Gene Ontology annotation, cellular component: cytoplasm; intracellular membrane-bounded organelle. NCBI's taxonomy places the organism in Eukaryota, Metazoa, Arthropoda, Insecta, Diptera, Drosophilidae.